This is a messenger RNA of Aspergillus tanneri, 3471 nucleotides long. RefSeq lists its product as uncharacterized. NCBI's taxonomy places the organism in Eukaryota, Fungi, Ascomycota, Eurotiomycetes, Eurotiales, Aspergillaceae. Gene Ontology annotation, biological process: microtubule-based movement. The record is from RefSeq and is a predicted model, not a curated record. The coding region runs from base 1 to 3471 and encodes 1156 amino acids. Gene Ontology annotation, molecular function: microtubule motor activity. Gene Ontology annotation, cellular component: HDA1 complex. The transcript is spliced from 4 exons.
AUGUGGCGCAAGCGCAAGGCCCCCUCUCCUGUGUCUACGCAUACUACAGACCAACAUAGGAAAAAGAAGCGGAAACAAAAGUACUUCGUUAUCUCCAGUGACAACGAGAGCAAGGACAGCCACGAAAGUUCCGACUUGGCGGAGGACGAGUGGCCCAUCAACUGUAUACUUGACGAGACAGAGUCCCAGUAUUUGAUAGAUUGGGAAGGACCUUGGUCACCAACUUGGGAACCGAAAGAGCACGCCAACGAAAUUGCCGUUCGGACUUGGGAAGACAAGAAGCAGCAACGUCCGCAAAACGUAAAUCGACUGUCUGAAUCCACAAAGAGUGAGUCGUCAGCACCGCGCGCUCAGGGUCGCAACGGGGAAGCCUGUCACCCGCCCGAGCCACACUCUAGUCGCGAGCGAUCUCCGUUAUUUGUCCCGGUUGAUACCAUAUCAGAAACCCCUCAGGCUCAGGAAACCAGCGGAGCUAUAGACCACCCAGAGCCGAGCCCGUCACAGUUACCAGGGCCUCAAGUUUCUAGAUCCGAGCGCAGCGGUGCAACCAUCUUCAAACUUAAGCAGCCGACACCGGCUACGCCUGGAGUCACAGAUCCCUUUGAAUACGCAGAAAGUCCUAUUCCAGCAGAGUAUCUACUUUCUGGAGAAUUUUUGCAUAGCACAGAUAUUUCUAGAGAGGCCUCCCUAACUCCCAAUAGGGAAGACCCGAGGCCUGACGGGCUUCUAGCAUCCGACACAACUGGCACUUACAUGCCCCCCAAAUCGGCUGGAUUGUCCGCCAAUAAAGACCUGCUUGCUGUAUCAGUCGGUAGUCGGACCAAGGCAGAAAUAGCCGAGACCCCACCUCACCCACCAAGUGUUCCUGAGAGCCAAAGGUUGCGGAGCCACCCCGAAUCCAACAGCGCGGACCCCCAGGGUUCUGCUAAAUCAUUUGGCUACCAGCCUGUUUAUAGCACCCUCGUCCCUCGGGUACGCCUUCCUGGCGACUUCCCAAGUGGUUCGGCCUAUUCCCCAAUUCUGUCGAAAUCAGUUCCGGGGUCAAUCACCACACGUUCGGUUAGGAGUGGAAUACGGAGCCAAGAAUCCAUACACAUACCGCAAGCCCGUGCAGCUUCGGUAAUUACCUUCAAAGAUAUGGACGAUCAAAAGAAAGAGGUCCGGUCCUUAUCCGAGACCAUGGAGAAAUAUAGCCACUAUGAGGGAGCAACGCCAAGGGAAAAGUUGCGAAGUGCAUACGCCCAACUCACCGCCAGAGCCAGUGCCGGGCCCUCUCAAAAUGUCGAUGUGAGUGCCACUCCUUCGUCUGCAGGGGACAUCGAGCCUUCAGCACCCCCUCCUGUGCCGGAAGCAACGGCGCCUCUUAGUGUUAGAGUCGAUAAAGAGCCGGGCAGCCACACACGAACGGAAGCCGCUCCAGCGAUUCCGGAACCAGUCACAGGACCAACUGGACUGGAACCUACUCAACACCCUACUGUUCAAACGAUUCAACCCAGUGCACUUACGGUAAGUAACGCCGAGCAAGUGCUUCCGGGUUCAGUCUGUCUUGGCCCGUGUGAAUUCGCUGUACCACUUCCUAUGGAUUCUAGAGUUAAGGAUGACUAUGAACGUGUUGUGGCCAGUGAAUCACACAGUAUCCGGGAAUUCCUUAGGAUCUCGGAUCCUCGCGAAGAGAGCGCUGAGAAUGAGCUUGAGCGCCUUGAACCGAAAAUCCGCGAUGUUCUCAAACAUCUAAGCAACGUUGCGACCCACCCCGAUCUAAACAUCAAUGAUCAUAUCAAAGACUCGAGAUCAGAUUUGGCGAAAGAAGCUGCGUGGGCCGAGUAUUCAAGUGCAAAAUUUCUCUUUCUCGCCUACGUCGUGGAGAUUGCGAGCAGCCGCGAUAUACACAUUGUGAUUCUGGUAGAUGAAGAGAAAACCCAAGACGUCGUCGAACGCUAUCUGAAAGGCAAGGGUCUUGUAUACACACGGCCACGGGAAGAAAUGGGAAUUGGUACGAACCAGGAAGUUUCCAUGACCAGAGACUGUUUGAGCUUCGGAAUUCAGUCAUCGCGCAACGACGGAGUAAUGGAAACAUACAAAAGACCCUCUGCUAUCGUUGCACUAGACUCAUCUUUCAAUGCAAAGAACCCAUCGGUCGAACAUAUGCGCACCACUUACGCUCGAAACGGAAGUUUACUACCCGUGAUCCGGCUCAUUGUUGCCAGUUCAAGCGAGCAUGUCGAACUCUGCUUCCCCAACCUUGCCGAGAUUCAACAGCUGCGUUUGGUCGUUUACUAUACUAUGCAGCUUCGUGAUCUGGUGGGUGAUCUUCAGGACGACGCUCUUGGUGUGCGUGAAGAUGUAGAGGAAAUUUUGUCCUCUCUACUGUCGGAUAAUUUUGAAUACCACUGGCCAUUGCCUCUGAUUGAGCCACUGCAUAUAGUGAGCUCCAAGGAGCUUGGUUCUUUACGGAUUGGAGGCCUUAACGAGGCGAAUGCCGGUAGCGCUCCACCCCUGCGGGCCUUGAGUCAAAAACGUGGAAUUGAAGUGGAAGGGACCAACGAACAGGUUUCCAAAAGAUUUAGGCCGGGUGUGUCACAAGACGCUAGCCAGUUCACUGAUGGGUCGAACGUGCAAAGUCAAACGUUGGAUCGCGAUCUGCAAACGUUGGAGAAACACCUGAUUCAAAUGAGAGCUUCACAUGCCGCCGAACGCGAGAGUCUGCGGGAGUCCUUGGCUGCUGCGGAGUCUCGCCUACUAGAAAGGGAGAAAGUCCUCGAGUCGCUCCAGCAUCGCUACGAAAGUCGGACCAAAAAUCUCCACCAAAUCCGACAGGAACGGGAUCGCUUAGUUGAAUCCAAUACAGCUUCUGAGCAACGAAUCCAGAGGCAGAAGGAAGAGAUCGGCAAAUUGAAGGAUGAGCGCACCCAGCUCCGACAUGACCUGGAAAGCGCUAGAGAGCGGCUGAAAACCGGAGGAGGAACUGCAGCGGAGCUGGAGUCAUCGCAGGAGGAAAUUCGGCGCUUGACCAAGGAAAAUGCAGCCUUACAACGCAAGGCGGAAUACGAAAGCAAGCAGACGGAGUAUACUCGCGAGCAAUAUCAGACUGCAUCCACCGCGGCCGCCCAAUCCGGCAACGAAAGCCGUCAACUCCGAGAAGAGAACGAGACGUUGAAGCGAAAGGUGGCUGCCGACGUGAGCCGCCUCAAAGAACUCAAUAUGAAGAACGAGGAAAGCCGGCACCUGGCACGGAUCGCCGAACUUGAAACUACGUUGUCGAACCGCGACGACCUCUUGCGCAGGAAAGAAGAAGAGCUGCGGGAGAUUCGCAAGAACCGUCCAUCGACACGGUCCACCAGCACGCAGCCUCGAAGUCCCAAGUGGACUGCCGGAAAUAGUCGGCCUACGAGCCCUGGGAUCAAUAACAACGGCUCGACCUUUGCCGGACGGGGCAGCGCACUGAGAUUUAGCUCGGAGAUGUCGCUUUAA